GGUCGCCCGAGAGCAGCCAGCUGAGCGGCGGGAGCCGAGUGCGGCCGCGGCGGAGGCGGCGCCCAGGGAGGGAGGGCGGCGGGGCCAAGCGCAGCGCAGCGCUCUGGGCAUCGGCAGCCUCCACCGCCAGGAUGCCCCGGCCCGAGGGCCGCUCCGCCGCCAGCCACCCCCGCGGCCCCUGGCGGCGGGCGCUCAGUGCCGGGGCGCGGGAACCGCAGCCGGAGCCAGAGGCGGGAGCAGCGAGCCGGAGCCACGGGCGCCUCAAUGCCGGCUGCUCGUGGUCCCUGGAGUCACCGGGCCCCCACGUGUGAGGGCAGCAGCGUUACAGAGAGGCCUGGCUCUGAGGAGGAUGCCCCGGCCGCUCGCCAGCUCCAGUCUGCACCAUGAGUGAUGAGCGGAGGCUGCCCAGCAGUGCGGUAGGUUGGCUAGCAUGCGGAGGUCUGUCGCUGCUAGCCAACGCCUGGGGCAUCCUCAGUGUGGGUGCCAAGCAGAAGAAGUGGAAGCCGCUGGAGUUCUUGCUUUGCACGCUGGCAGCCACCCACAUGCUCAAUGUGGCGGUACCCAUCGCCACAUAUGCUGUGGUGCAGCUGCGGAGGCAACGUCCCGACUACGAGUGGAACGAGGGCCUCUGUAAGGUCUUCGUGUCGACAUUCUACACCCUCACACUGGCCACCUGCUUCUCUGUCACCUCCAUCUCCUACCACCGCAUGUGGAUGGUCCGAUGGCCAGUCAACUACCGGCUGAGCAACGCCAAGAAGCAGGCGGUGCACACAGUUAUGGGCAUCUGGAUGGUGUCCUUCAUCCUGUCGGCCCUUCCUGCCGUUGGCUGGCACGACACGAGCGAGCGUUUCUACACCCACGGCUGCCGCUUCAUCGUGGCCGAGAUUGGCCUGGGCUUCGGCGUCUGCUUCUUGCUGCUGGUGGGAGGCAGCGUGGCCAUGGGCAUGGUCUGCACAGCCAUUGCCCUCUUCCAGACACUGGCCACGCAGGUGGGGCACCGGGCUGACCGCCGCACCUUCACCGUGCCCACCAUCGUGGUGGAAGACGCACAGGGCAAGCGUCGCUCCUCCAUUGAUGGCUCAGAGCCUGCCAGAACUUCGCUACAGAUCACGGGCCUUGUGGCCACCAUUGUGGUCAUCUAUGACUGCCUCAUGGGUUUCCCUGUGCUGGUGGUGAGCUUCAGUAGUCUGCGGGCAGAUGCUUCAGCACCCUGGAUGGCGCUCUGUGUCCUGUGGUGCUCCGUGACCCAGGCCCUGCUGCUGCCUCUGUUCCUCUGGACUUGUGAUCGUUACCGGGCGGAUCUCAAGGCAGUCUGGGAGAAGUGUGUGGCCCUUAUGGCCAACGACGAAGAUUCUGACAAUGAGACCAGUCUAGAGGGCAGCAUCUCCCCCGACAUGGUAUUGGAGCGCUCUCUUGACUAUAGCUAUGGAGGUGACUUCGUGGCUCUGGACAGGAUGGCCAAGUAUGAACUCUCUGCCCUGGAAGGAGGCUUACCACAGCUCUACCCUCUGCGGCCACUGCAGGAGGAUCGGAUGCAGUAUCUGCAGGUCCCGCCCACCCGGCGGUUCUCCCACGAUGAUGCCGACGUGUGGGCAGCCGUCCCGCUGCCCACCUUCCUGCCACGCUGGAGCUCGGGCGAGGACUUGGCAGCUCUGGCACACUUAAUGCUGCCCGCGGGCUCCGACCGGCGGCGCGGGAGCCUGCUGGCCUUCGCCGAGGAUGCGCCCCCGUUCCGCCCGCGCCGUCGCUCUGCCGAGAGCCUGUUGUCCCUGCAGCCCUCGUCCCUAGACGGCGGCCCGCGUCACGCGCAGGACUCGCCUCCCGGCAGCCCGCGUCGCCGCCCCGGGCCUGGCGCCCGCUCCGCCUCGGUCUCGCUACUGCCCGACGCCUUCGCGCUGACCGCCUUCGAGCGCGAGCCGCAGGCUCUGCGUCGCGUGCCCGCCCCAGCACAACCCUUCCCCGCUGCCCGGGACAGCGCGGAGCCUGCUGAGGUCCCAACGCCCCCUGGUGGCCGUACGCAACGCAGCCAGGGACGCCGGGCCGCGCGCACGCACGUGGGGCCCCUGCAGAGCAGCCUGAGCGCAUCUUGGGGCGAGCCAGGCGGCUUGCACGCGGCGGGCUGCGGCAGCAUUAGCAGCUUUCUGAGCUCGCCCUCCGAGUCCUCGGGCUACGUCACGCUGCACUCGGACUCGCUGGGCUCUGCGUCCUAGGGCUCCCAGAGACGCCAUGCAGAGCGUGGCGCCAUGAAGAGGCACAGCGCCAAAGAUGCUCCCACAGGUGUUGGGCGACAAUAAGCGCCACCUAAGCUAGGGGUGAAUGGAUGGUGGACUCUGCGCUUCUCUUACAGUUCUUUCCUUCUGGUGUCGCCUGGAGGGACGACUGGCCACCUUGGAUGGCUGCCCAGGACAUGGACCUGCUCCUGGGCAAGGCAUCUCCCAGGAAGGGGCAGGCUGUGCCUGUGUAGCGAGUGGCAUCUGCACUUUUUGUACAGCUCUGAGGCUAGACCAGGGCGUAGGGAACCCUGAGACCCGACCACCAUGAGAAAGUACGUUCCUAGAGAAGCUUAAGCCGGAAGUCACGACUGCAUCCAACUUCCUGCACUGCCGCUGCCUCACCUCAAGGUGUAGCAUGUAGAACGACCCCAAGCACAAGGGUCUUCAGAGCCCAAACAAGUUCUAUUGAGCAGGCGUCCCAUGUGGCCUGCCUCAGUUUCCCUAUCUCUAAGAGUGAAUGACCAUGAUACAUCUCUCAGGGCUGUUUGAAGAACUCUCCCGGUCUGUGUGCCCUCGCACUUGAAUGGACCAGGUGUGAGAGGUAGUGAGGGCCCUUUGUUAGGGUCAGCCUUCAGCACGUGGGCCCCAAUUGAGGCCCCUCAGUCUUAAUGACCUUUGCCCUCUUGGAGACUUGCCCCACUUUAGCUAAAGCACAACACCAUGGGUAUAUAACAGCCACCUGGACCCCUGUUAGUGUCCCCAUGCUCAAAAUUCCACCAUAUUGCCUGUCUCCCACUAUGUCGGCCGCUUCCGUGGUCCUGCUGUGAAGGCUGCUGGUGCCUAUCGCAGAGAACCAAAGCUCGUGGAAGUGGACUUUCGUGUCUCAGUGCCCAUCUCCAGUUUUGCCUCCCACAGGCAAAGUCCUUGGAAAGGGUGUCCUGUACCCCACUUCCCCUGCAAGAAGGGCUUUGCUCUCUCCUGGGUCUGGGCUGUGCCAGGGACAUGGGUAUUCCCAGGAGAGUCUGGGAGCUGGGAGCAGAGGGGGAGAGCUGUCACCAGACAGCGGACCCUCUGUGUUGGGACCUGGAGAUAGUCUUAAGGCCAGCACAGAACCAGCCUGUGUCUCCUUGUUCUUGAGACGUGGUGGACAGGCCUGUCUCCUCUCCCUCUGCAGACAGAUUUCCAACCACAGCUGGGGAUGAGGGAGGAGGGCUGGCCUACCCUAGGCCUCAGAGGUCUCUGUUAUCCCUGGUUAAGUAAAAGAUCAGCCACCACAGAAGAGUAGAGCAGGGGACUGUGGUCCAUGAUUGGAUUUGGGAGAAGCUGCCUCUGGCCAUUUGCUGCUGUGCCUUCAGGGACUGACAUGUCAUACAGGGGCAGAGGCCACCAGCUAGCCACUGUCUCUCUCACAGGUCUCAAAUGACCAAUUUACCACUUGGGUUUCACUCUGUAUUUUGUAUUCAAUGGCAAUACUUGUAGUGGGGACAUAGUCCCCCUCAGUCACUCCUGAUUUUUACAAAACUUUAAGGGCAAACCCUGAACUGAGGGCCGUAGGCACCUAGGGCUCUUUCCCACACUAAGUCCAGCCUCCCUGUUUGCUGACAGCUCUAGCUAUCUCUAUACCACCACCCAGCCCAGAGGCAGGGAUUCGUUUGUAUUUUUUUUUUUUUUGGAAAAAACAAAACAAAACAAAACAGCGUUUCUUUUCUGUACAGGACCCAAUAAAAAAUUCCUCAUGGUUUGCA
This is a messenger RNA of Mus musculus (house mouse), 3958 nucleotides long. RefSeq names its product G protein-coupled receptor 153 (gene Gpr153). Lineage: Eukaryota; Metazoa; Chordata; Mammalia; Rodentia; Muridae. The record is from RefSeq and is marked validated. The transcript has 6 exons. Gene Ontology annotation, molecular function: G protein-coupled receptor activity. Gene Ontology annotation, cellular component: membrane; plasma membrane. Gene Ontology annotation, biological process: G protein-coupled receptor signaling pathway. The coding region runs from base 384 to 2210 and encodes 608 amino acids.